Molecule: messenger RNA, 420 nt
Organism: Alexandromys fortis (reed vole)
Lineage: Eukaryota; Metazoa; Chordata; Mammalia; Rodentia; Cricetidae
Product: lysine-specific demethylase 3B-like
Exons: 2
Coding region: 100-402 (100 amino acids)
Biological process (GO): regulation of transcription by RNA polymerase II
Cellular component (GO): histone deacetylase complex; chromatin
Molecular function (GO): histone H3K9 demethylase activity; chromatin DNA binding; transcription coregulator activity
Source: RefSeq, a predicted model, not a curated record
GACUUGUCUCCUUUUUGUCUUCUUAGGUUGGUCUUCACUCGCAAGGGGGUACUCCGUGUAGAAGGAUUUCUAAGCCCUCAGCAGAGUGACCCUGAUGCUAUGAACCUGUGGAUUCCCUCUUCUUCCCUAGCAGAAGGAAUAGACCUAGAAACCUCAAAAUACAUCUUGGCCAAUGUUGGAGACCAGUUCUGCCAGCUUGUAAUGUCUGAGAAGGAGGCCAUGAUGAUGGUGGAACCACACCAGAAAGUGGCCUGGAAGCGAGCUGUGCGGGGAGUGCGGGAGAUGUGUGAUGUCUGUGAGACGACUCUCUUCAACAUCCACUGGGUUUGUCGCAAAUGUGGAUUUGGGGUCUGCCUGGACUGUUACCGGCUGAGGAAAAGCCGUCCUCGGAGUGGUAAGUAAAUACUGUCUGGGUAAUUC